AUGAAGAUCAUCAUUGCUAUCGCAUGUGCCUUUGUCGCGUAUUCCACCGCACAAACCGUCGCACCGAUGGCAGACGCAGACGUCGACGCGCUCGCGCCCAUUGCUGCACCUAAUGCGACGACACCCGCAGUGCCCGCAGCCAAUGCUACAACGCCCUCUGUCAAUGCAACAAUGCCUGUAGCGAAUGCCACGAUGCCGAUGUCGAUGAACUCGACAAUGCUCGCAACGCCUUCGGCUGCCACUCCCGAACAGACUAGUGCGCCCGAUAGUGCUGCAUCCGCAUCACCCAGCGCCAACACGAAUGCAAUUAUGGAUCAGCUGACCGCGCUCGAAGGUAUGGUCAGUGCAACAGCAGCGCCUACGAUUCCCAAAAGCUUCGACUUUGGCGCUGCACAAGCAACUGCAUUGGUAUGCCUCCUGUCCCGAACGUGCUAUGCCCGCGCUGAGCGCGUGCCACAGCCUACAAAUAUCAAUGAUAUUCUCGUUCGCAUCAAGUCAUCUCUCGAUCAGGGACGGAUUGCAAUGGCGUUGAAGCGCAUCAACAAGGAACUCCUCGAUCUAGGCAAGGAUCCACCAUCGUCAUGCAGCGCAGGGCCGACCGGUGACAACCUGUUUCAAUGGCAAGCGACGAUCAUGGGACCGGGAGACUCUCCCUAUGCAGGCGGUGUCUUCUUCCUCUCGAUCACUUUUCCGACCGACUACCCUUUCAAGCCGCCCAAGGUCGCUUUCACGACCAAGAUCUACCAUCCCAAUAUCAACGCAAACGGCAGCAUCUGCUUGGACAUCUUAAGGGAACAGUGGAGCCCUGCGCUGACAAUAUCCAAAGUGUUGCUCUCGAUCUGCUCGCUUCUCAACGAUCCAAACCCAGACGAUCCGCUCGUACCGGACAUUGCGAAUCUGUACAAGACCGACCGCGCUCGCUACGAAAGCACGGCAAGAGAGUGGACCCGAAAGUACGCGACAUGA
This is a messenger RNA of Mixia osmundae IAM 14324, 966 nucleotides long. RefSeq lists its product as uncharacterized. The transcript has 7 exons. Gene Ontology annotation, molecular function: ubiquitin conjugating enzyme activity. Gene Ontology annotation, cellular component: nucleus. Bases 1 to 966 code for a protein of 321 amino acids. NCBI's taxonomy places the organism in Eukaryota, Fungi, Basidiomycota, Mixiomycetes, Mixiales, Mixiaceae. The record is from RefSeq and is a predicted model, not a curated record. Gene Ontology annotation, biological process: protein polyubiquitination; ubiquitin-dependent protein catabolic process.